Trachemys scripta elegans is the source of this 3569-nucleotide messenger RNA. RefSeq names its product glutaminase (gene GLS). The transcript has 18 exons. The coding region runs from base 1 to 1929 and encodes 642 amino acids. Gene Ontology annotation, molecular function: protein binding; glutaminase activity. Gene Ontology annotation, biological process: L-glutamine catabolic process. NCBI's taxonomy places the organism in Eukaryota, Metazoa, Chordata, Testudines, Emydidae. The record is from RefSeq and is a predicted model, not a curated record.
AUGCGGCUCUGGAGCUCUGCGCUGCUCAGGGAGCUGCUGCGGCUCAGCCAGUCCGCUGGGGCCGGAGGCUCCGCGCUCAGGCGCCCGCCAGCCCCUUUCGCCGCGGCCGUCUGGAGCGCCGGCUCGCUCCCCAUCCCCCGGCCGGGGCCGCCGCCGCCCGCCCGCAGCGUCUGCACCCGCUCGGAGGGGGCCCUGCAGGAGCCCGGCAAGGGGCCGCCGCUGUCCGCCCGGGCGCCGCCCGCCGACAGCGGCAACAACAACAACUACAACGGCGGCCAGGAGCUAGCCGCAGGCGGGGGGGACAAUAAGAUGAAGCAAGGUCUCUUGCCUAGCUUGGAAGAUUUGCUGUUCUAUACUAUUGCAGAAGGGCAAGAAAAAAUUCCAGUUCAUAAGUUCAUUACUGCACUCAAAUCUACAGGAUUGCGUACGUCUGAUCCACGGUUGAAAGAGUGCAUGGAUAUGUUAAGACUGACUCUUCAAACGACUUCAGAUGGUGUCAUGCUCGACAAAGAUUUGUUUAAAAAGUGUGUACAAAGCAAUAUUGUAUUGCUUACUCAGGCCUUCAGGAGAAAGUUCGUCAUUCCAGAUUUUAUGUCGUUUACUUCACACAUUGAUGAGCUGUAUGAAAGUGCUAAAAAACAGUCUGGAGGACAGGUUGCUGACUAUAUUCCACAACUGGCCAAGUUCAGCCCUGAUUUGUGGGGAGUGUCACUUUGCACCGUGGAUGGACAGAGGCAUUCUGUUGGAGAUACCAAAGUCCCCUUUUGUCUUCAGUCCUGUGUAAAGCCUUUGAAAUAUGCUGUUGCUGUUAAUGACCUUGGCACAGAGUAUGUACACAGAUAUGUUGGUAAAGAGCCUAGUGGAUUAAGAUUCAACAAACUGUUCCUGAAUGAAGAUGACAGGCCUCACAAUCCUAUGGUGAAUGCUGGAGCAAUUGUGAUCACUUCCUUAAUCAAGCAAGGAGCAAAUAAUGCAGAAAAAUUUGACUAUAUGAUGCAGUUUAUGAAUAAUAUGGCUGGUAACGAGUAUGUUGGAUUCAGUAAUGCCACGUUCCAGUCUGAAAGAGAGAGUGGAGAUCGAAAUUUUGCAAUUGGCUACUAUCUGAAAGAAAAGAAGUGUUUUCCAGAAGGCACAGACAUGGUUGCUAUAUUAGACUUCUACUUUCAGCUGUGUUCUAUCGAAGUGACCUGUGAAUCGGCUAGUGUGAUGGCAGCAACUCUGGCUAAUGGUGGCUUUUGCCCAAUUACUGGUGAAAGAGUACUGAGCCCUGAAUCAGUCCGGAAUACCUUGAGUCUAAUGCAUUCCUGUGGCAUGUAUGACUUCUCAGGACAGUUUGCCUUCCAUGUUGGACUUCCUGCAAAAUCUGGAGUUGCUGGUGGCAUUCUUCUGGUUGUUCCUAAUGUUAUGGGUCUGAUGUGCUGGUCACCUCCUUUGGACAAAAUGGGCAACAGCGUUAAAGGGAUUCACUUCUGUCAUGAACUGGUUUCUUUGUGCAAUUUCCAUAAUUAUGAUAACUUGAGGCACUUUGCAAAGAAGCUUGAUCCUCGCAGAGAAGGUGGUGAUCAGCGGGUGAAGUCUGUGAUAAAUCUCCUGUUUGCUGCCUACACUGGGGAUGUAUCUGCACUCCGAAGAUUUGCUUUGUCAGGUAUGGAUAUGGAGCAAAGAGAUUAUGAUUCACGAACAGCAUUGCAUGUAGCAGCUGCAGAAGGUCAUGUGGAAGUAGUUAAAUUUUUGCUGGAAGCCUGCAAAGUGAAUCCUUUCCCCAAAGACAGAUGGAAUAACACUCCUAUGGAUGAAGCUUUACAUUUUGGACACCAUGAUGUAUUUAAAAUUCUUCAAGAAUUCCAGGUCCAGUACACACCUCCAGAGGAUUCCAGCGAUGGAAAGGAAAAUCAAACAGUUCAUAAAAAUCUAGAUGGCUUACUCUAACCAUCUGCAGCUAGAUCCCAAGAGUCAAAUACUUACCUAUGUUAUUGUGGAAAAUGAGUAUGAAGAGCGUGUGUAUUUCUGUCUGACAGUGGUGUAUAUUUUACAGAAUAUUUCAUUUAUUUCAGUGUUACAGGAGUUUUCUUCAUGAUACGCAGCGGACAAACCUAGUCGCUCCCAAAAACAAACAAACCCCAAACAAUUCCCCCCCCCCCCCGAAUCUCCUUCCAUAAUGUGAGCAAUAUUACCUUGUGUUGCGUAUAGUUGAUGUAAAAGAAGUAUUAGCUGUUGAUGGCUUUACUGUGCACUACUUAAUUUAUUUUUGUGUUCUAUGUAUAUCUUCAAACCAUGGUCAGGAACUUUUCUGCUGAAUUUGCAUUUCUAAACAAAUCUCUUACAGUGUGGCCAAGUGGAACCAUGCUGUUGCCAUGUGCAAGUGUCAUUGUGGUUUUGCUAGAUUUCAGGAGUUGAGGAUGCUGGUGUAGAUUUAACCUGGGUGUGUUGAACAAGGAUCUGCACUUAACUUUUUUUCCUUAAAUAAUUUCCCGUGGAACCUUGUUUACAUAGUCACCUUGUCACCUAGAUCGAUCGGUCAAUCAGCCCUCACAGAGAGAGUGCUGAUCACAACACAUUGUUCAUGAUGUUCUAGCGAGUCCUUCAGCCACCUGUUGGCCAGGCUGUCAGUGGCACCAGACACCUGAUCGGCAUAGUACACCGCAGCCCAGAACCCCUGAGCUCAAGCGAUCUGUCAGCCUCAGCCGCCCAGGUAGCUAGGAUUAAGGCGCGUGCCACCUUGACUGGUUGUUUACAUAGUAUAAAUCUCAAAAUAAUAUAUUGGUGACAUUUGUCAAUGGUCUGGGCUAAUUGUUCUUAGAGAAUUUUUUCAGGGAAUCUGUUUUAAGGUUGGUUUGAUGACCAAAUGCCAUGGAGGAAUAUCACUUGUUUGACUUUUUUUUUUUUAAUCUGUUUCUUUCAAAUGCCCAUUGUCUAGCCUCGCUCUCUGUCCAUAUUCAGCUGCUGAAGUGCUUUCCCUUUAGUUGGUGAAAGCAGGUGCUUCCAAAGUAUGCAUUGGUUCCUGACAGGCAUAUGUGCAUCAUGGGGGAUCUUGUACGCUGCAAAAUAAUUCAUCUCAGUCUUAUGUUUUGUCCUUAGCUGCAACUGCACCAAAAACCUUUUAGGGGAAUGUAAGUAUAUAAAAGGCAAAAUACUAAACCAAAUGUUCUAAAUGAGUUAGGCUCACAAUAAAAAACACUCAUGGAGUGAAACAGCUUAAAGAGGCAUAAAGCUAAUCAAAGCAUGAGCCAGGUUGUGGAUAUGCCAAACUGUGGGUCUAUCUCUCUUCUUAUGCUGGCAUAAAUCCUUGAAUAGUUUUCUUGAAGCUUCUGAAGUUACACUGGUGUAAAACAAGUAAGGGAUCAGAAACAGGGCCACAAAUCAAGCAGUUCAUUUGUGUGUGAACUGUUGCAUUUGCCCUCUUCACAUGGUAGUCUGUGCCCCACGUACGCCAGUCGUUAGAAAUUUAAAUCCAAAUACUCUAUUUUGGGGACCAUUACACUAUGUCAGCUUCUUGCCCAAUGCAACAAUAUGUCUGAUUACUGACACUACAAUAUGAGUGAAGUCCUGUUUAAAAAAAAAAAAAAAAA